UAAAUAUUCUUUUAACUAUAGAUUAACAUAUCGACUAUGGCCACUUUGGAUGUAAAUGAAAUUAACAUCGUAAAAAAAGAGUUACAUGUACCUCCGCUAGAUGAAAUAAAAGACGUCUUAAAAGAAGGAUUGGCCAGAAACUUCUUUGAUGUCCAAGUUGAAGUUGUUGACUGUCCAGACUUAACACAGGAACCUUUUACACUUGCUGCACCAGGAUUAGGAGGUAAUCCAACAGUGUUGGAAAUUGGUGGUCCAUCUUUCCUGCUCCCCCUUGUGCACAGGAAUAAAUUGUACGAUGUACAACAACUUUUGAAACACUUGCAGUGCUGCAAAAAUCCUUUUGUUAUUGGAGCAGGUGCUGGACCAUGGCCUCACUUAAAUUGCAAUUGUGAGCUUAUGAUGAAUAUGAUAGUCUCACCCACUGGGGUAAAAAGUGGAACUCAUAUUGCAUCUGUUGAUAAAACAAAUGGAAACUGUGUAUUGGAAAAUUUACCUAAUAAUGAAACAAGAUUAGCUAUACUGGCCAACUUGUAUGUUAGCGAUGGAAAACCAGGACAAGUAUUAAAAGUACAUGCCAAGAAGCGCACUGGCAAUGAUGAUUUCAUUGCGUGUAUGCAAAAGGCAAUGGCACAACACUAUGAAAAAAAUCUUGUGGGAUUAGGAGGAACAUUUUUAAUGAAAGAUGGAAAAAUUAAGCAGCACGUUAUGGCCGACUUUUCUACAACCCCACUGAACACAGAAAAGGAACUUAACAAUUGGUUACAUUUUUAUAACAUGUCAACACCUCUUGUAGCUGUUGGUACAUUCGUCAGCUCUGAAAGUGACGUCGAUCUUCGUGUUCAACACUUCCACAGCUUUUCUCAUCAUGGAGAGGGAGGCCAUUAUCAUAUUGAUACAACACCAGAAACUAUUGAAUAUUUAGGGUACUUUAACUUGGGUAGUGUGCUCUACCGCAUAGAUCAGCCAACAUCUAAGUUGCAGUUUGGAAAGGACUAAUCUCUUUUGCACAUAUAUGUCUCUGUGCAUACUCAGUGAUAUAAAGAAACAAACGACUGAGUAUAUAUGAUUGCAAUUUAGAAUUAUAAAACUUUACAUUACAAGUUUAUAAUAAAAUGUUUUUCUACGUGA
Dufourea novaeangliae is the source of this 1128-nucleotide messenger RNA. RefSeq names its product ester hydrolase C11orf54 homolog. Lineage: Eukaryota; Metazoa; Arthropoda; Insecta; Hymenoptera; Halictidae. Gene Ontology annotation, molecular function: hydrolase activity, acting on ester bonds; zinc ion binding. The transcript is spliced from 6 exons. The coding region runs from base 37 to 996 and encodes 319 amino acids. The record is from RefSeq and is a predicted model, not a curated record. Gene Ontology annotation, cellular component: nucleus.